CCUCAGGUCCCAGCCACCUUCCCUUGGGUGGUGAUGGGAUUUGGAGUUCCCAGGGUCUUUGGCUUUGGCCUGGGGUGGGGGUGGAGUCCACAAAGCCUGUAUGGAAUUAGCUUUAGGACAGCCUUUUCCCCCUUACAUUAGUAGUAACAAUGUCCCCCUCUCGCUCCCUCCCCCCAGCCCCCAAAUAUGCAAAACCAAAGCAAACCAAAGUCUCAAGCAAAUGAAAACUGGUUUGCUGAGUCUGGGUAAACUGAAAUUAAUGCAAACCAUUUGCUUGAAUCCACUUGCCUCUUCUUGGAUAAAUAGCAAACUCUCAGGGCUCAGGAAGCACCAGCAUUUAAUACACACGUUUAAUACACACAUUAUAGGUCCUUCAAAAUAGCUGCUGUCCCAUCAGUAGAAAGAUAAAUGAAUUUGAGACUGGAGACGUUUGAUGACCUGGUCGAGUCCACCAUGCCAAUGAGUAUUCAAAGGAGCUAAAAGAUUGUGCUUAUCAGGUAGAAGAGCCUGAAGUUCAUAGCCCAGUUCUACCAAUUAUUUGCUGUGACUUCUCUCAGCCUUAACAUUCAUCUGUCAAAGCCAUACUGAAGGGCUGUGAGAAAUUGGAUAUAGAAAUUCUUCUAUGAUUGCUUUUCUAUGCAAAUCUGUACUUCAUAUCCUAUAAUCAUGGACUUGUUUAUAUGACUCUCCAAGCUCAUAACACACAUCAACUGACCAAUCUUCUCAUUUUUUUGAAGAUUAAGUACUUGUGCUGGAUAUGAUGCUCUUCUUUAUUUUGGGACUGUUCGUACAUUGUGUGUUCUUCGCCUCCAUCUUUGACAUUUACUUUACAUCUCCUUUGGUUCAUGGAAUGACUCCUCAGUUUACACCAUUGCCUCCUCCAGCCAGAAGAUUAGUUCUUUUUGUUGCUGAUGGCCUGCGAGCAGAUAAAAUUUAUGAAUUAGAUGAAAAUGGAAAUUCUAGAGCACCAUUUAUUAGAAGCAUCAUAAUGCAUGAAGGCAGCUGGGGGAUAUCUCACACCCGUGUGCCAACUGAAUCUCGGCCAGGUCAUGUAGCCCUGAUAGCUGGGUUUUAUGAAGAUGUUAGUGCAGUUGCCAAAGGAUGGAAGGAAAAUCCUGUAGAAUUUGAUUCUCUUUUUAAUGAAAGCAAGUACACAUGGAGCUGGGGGAGCCCAGAUAUCUUGACUAUGUUUGCCAAAGGUGCUAGUGGAGACCACGUAUUUGCACAUACGUAUGACUCUGAAAAUGAGGAUUUUGGUGCCCAAGAUGCAUCAAAGCUGGACACCUGGGUUUUUGAUAGAGUUAAGGAAUUCUUUCAUGCUGCCAGAAACAACCAGUCUUUGUUUUCUCAAGUAAAUGAAGACAAAAUAGUUUUUUUCUUACAUUUAUUAGGAGUAGAUACAAAUGGACAUGCUCACCGACCAUCAUCUAGGGAAUAUGAAGACAAUAUUAAGACAGUUGAUGAGGGAAUAAAAGAAAUUGUGUCUGUGUUUAACCAUUUUUAUGGAAAUGAUGGAAAAACGGCAUUUAUCUUUACUGCCGAUCAUGGAAUGACAGACUGGGGUUCCCAUGGGGCUGGUCAUCCUUCAGAGACUUUGACUCCUUUAGUUACCUGGGGAGCUGGAAUUAGGUAUCCCCAAAAAGUAUCAGCUCAGCAAUUUGAUGAUGCAUUUUUGAAAGAAUGGAAGUUGGAGAACUGGAAGAGGCAAGAUGUCAAUCAGGCUGACAUUGCACCAUUGAUGGCUUCUCUUAUCGGAAUUGCCUUCCCCCUUAACUCAGUGGGAACCCUUCCUGUGAAUUAUCUUAACAACACUGAUUUCUUCAAAGCAGAGAGCAUGUUUACAAAUGCAGUACAAAUUCUUGAACAGUUCAAGGUGAAAAUGAAUCAGAAAAAAGAAGUUACUUUACCAUUUUUGUUUACACCAUUUCAGUUGCUGUCUGAGUCUAAACAACUCAACAUUUUAAGAAAUGCAAGAUCUUAUAUUAAGCAGAAAAAGUAUGAUGAAGCAGUCUCGCUUUGCAAGGAGCUGAUUCAUCUUGCACUAAAAGGAUUAUCCUAUUAUCAUACUUAUGACAGAUUCUUUUUGGGCAUCAAUGUUGUUCUUGGUUUUGUGGGGUGGACGUCAUAUGUGUCUCUGCUGAUCAUCAAAUUUCAUUCCAACCUCACCAGAUGUGUUAGUAAAGAAAUUAAGAAACCAAGCCAUCUCCUGUCAUGUAUUUUUAUAGCAAUUGGCAUUUCAGUAGUAUUUUUCUUACUGAUUCAAUCCUGCCCCUGGACUUACUACAUAUAUUGUUUGUUGCCAGUGCCGAUAUGGUAUGCGGUGCUAAGAGAAUUUCACGUUAUUCAAGACCUUGUCACAUCACUAUUCACCUGUCCACUGAGUCAUUUUGCUGGGUACCUGCUACUCUUUACUCUGGGAAUUGAAGUAUUAGUUCUCAGUUUUUUCUACCGCUAUAUGCUCACAGCUGGACUUAUUGCAUUCGUGGGUUGGCCAUUUUUCACUGAGCUGUGGACUCGAGCAAAGAGCACCUCACUGAGUUGGGCCUUCUUCUCUGUGCUCCUGGCAAUGUUCCCGUUGAUGCCUGUCGUGGGACGAAAGCCAGAUAUCUUUCUAGUAAUGGGUGCAGGCUUGCUGGUUCUUCUGCUGUCCCUGUUUGUUGUAGCAUCACUGGUAAAAAGAAAAAAGAGCUUUGUAAAUGGAGAACUGUUGUUGCAUCUAUUACAGAUGCUGAGCACAGUGCUUUCCAUGUGCGUUGUGCUUAGCACCAAUAACAGUCUACUCAAGAAACAAGGACUGCCUCUUCUGAAUCAGAUCAUUAGCUGGACAAUAUUAGCCUCUUCCUUCAUCUUGCCACUGCUGAGUCCCAUGGUUCUCUUUGAGCGAUUGUUCAGCAUAUUUCUCUCCUCGAUGGCCACCUAUCUACUGCUAAGCACAGGGUAUGAAGCUCUCUUCCCUUUAGUGUUGUCAUGCUUAAUGUUUGUUUGGAUACACAUGGAACAUGAAACCCUACAACAAUCUGGUAUUUCCUGUAAACAGAAGGUCAACAGUAUCCAGUUUGCCUACAAUACUGAUAUAACCCAGUUUCGACAGCUCUGUCUAGAUGACAUCAGGAGGGCCUUUUUCCUUGUUUUCUUCUUAAUGACAGCAUUUUUUGGAACUGGAAAUAUAGCUUCUAUCAACAGUUUUGAUCUUGCCUCAGUCUAUCGCUUUGUGACCGUGUUUAGUCCAUUUGUGAUGGGAGCCUUGAUGAUGUGGAAGAUUUUAAUUCCCUUUGUUCUUGUGAUGUGUGCUUUUGAAGCAGUUCAGUUGACCACCCAGUUAUCAUCAAAAAGCAUUUUUUCUUCUUGGUCAAGGAUUAUGGAAGCUGGCUUGAUAUUGGAACAAGCUACUAAAGUUGGAAAAUGGCUUUGUAAAUUCUACAUAAUUAAAUGCAUUAGCCACUACGUGAUCGUCAUGUCCCUGACCAUCGUGCUGGUGUUGCUCAAUGGCCUGGCACAGCUGCUCACAACAAAAAAACUCCGACUGCAUGGCAGACCCAAAAGCCAUCUCAUAUGAUGUUGCUAAAGCCAGCAGUCAGCAUCUCGUUCUCCUUUUAAACUGAACAAGGAUUCAGUAAGAAGAAGGUACUGGUGCAUCGCGCGUGCUACUCCUAUAACAGAGAUUGUAUGAACAAUUCGGCAGUUCAGGAACUGUUUGUCUGGAAUAAAGGAGCCGGCAUUUUCUUUAGGAAAUAAUGGCCAUGCAUGGAAGAGGGGUUACGUCUGUGGAAAGCGUAGUAAAGCAUUCUCCAUUUUCAUUGUUGCCGGUAGCUGGCAGCUCUUCUCACGGAUGCUUCAGAAUCCUGGAACCCAACUACACGGCUUCUGGUACACAAAGAGGAGGGUGUUCUGGGGGGACGCAGGGGGAGGGCAGUAGUGAUCACAGCCCAAGUUAGCACUGUGGCUGAACUUAAAGGGAAUCACCCGAUGGCACCAUAAAUAUUUAUUAGCUCUCAGCACUGGUUUUGCAAGUAAUUGUAACUGCUAAAUGAUGACUCUAGAAAGACAAUCAGGAUGUGUUCUUUGGAAUUUUCUAAAGUGUCAGUAGAAAAAAAAAUGUUUGCAGGUGUUUAUCAUUUUUCUUCAGUGUCUUAGACUUCUUAGUGCUGUUUCCAGGGUUCUCGUGGCCAGUCGGCUAGAUCCAGGUUUCACCGUCACUUUCUUUUUAAUUCCUGGCUUCUCAUGGAAUUUCUAGAGCUAGAAAAAGCAGGAAUUGCUUGGUAUUUGUGUCUUGUCCAUGGGGAAAAUUUUCAAAGGUUCAUUUUUAAGUGGAGAUUCACUGUCACCCCUCCCCCCAUUGCUUAUCAGAAUUCUUCAAAUCAGUGACCAACCUUCUGAUAGUAUCAUAAGAAAUAGUGUUAAAAUUCUUUAUUUCUGGUUGUGAGGUCAUAGCCAAAGGGCCUGAAAUCCUCUCAUGAAAGUUAUCUUUCCAUUUGUAAACUGACUCCAAUGGAAAAAAUAUUUUGAGAGUAAUUUUUUUGGAUUCUCAUAAAGCUGUUUUUACACAUCACUGCAGACUGACCUUUUGCCUAUUGUGUGCGGGAUAUUUUAGCUAAACAUCAUUGGUCUGAGUCCCAACUUUAGAAAAUAAUUGCUUUUGAAUUAAGCUAUAGUAUUACUACUUCACAUUAACGAUGAGGAAGCCCUGUAUCAAUUACUAGAUUUUUCAAUUUCACAGGUAGAGAACCCAUGAACUUUUUUACAUUGUUUCAAAGGGUUUUAAAUCUGCUUUAUCAAAAAUCAGAACUGACUUUAUAAACACAUUUAACACUUUAUAGGUCUAGUCUUGCCUUUCCCAGAUUUCCACACAGAGAAAUGAAUGAAUAUUUUAUUAUUUUACUGUAAAAGGUGCUCAGGGCGUUUUUACCUUUAUUUUGUUCUUCAGAGCAUGUCUGUUUCUUUUUUUUUUUUUUUUAAGAUUUAUUUAUUUAUGCAUAAAAGAGCUGGGGUACAGGCCAGAGGUGUGGGGGGCUGAGAGGAUUCACCAGAGAUAGUGGGGAAUAGAAUAGGCAGAUUUACUGACGUACACUGCUGAGGGGAGCAGCAGGCAAGUCAGGAGAAGCCUGCUGUGCCAUGUGGGUUGCUCUCUGGCCUGGGAUCAAACUCAUGCUGCAGAGGUUUCGGAUAGCUUCAUAGGUUGCGUCUUAACCCUUUGUGCCACCAGGGAGGCCCAACAUGUCUGUUUCUUAAUGUUGUUUGGAAUUGGUGUGAGUUCACAGAGCAGGAACAGGAGCUGCAGCUGCAAGCCUGCCUAACUGCUGUGACCGGACCCCUCAGAUUUGCCUCAGAAUGGAAUUUGCUAGACGGGCCUUUUACUGCAUGGCCUACCACAUAUCUUGGAAUCUUGAAUAACAGAAAAUAAAUAAUAUUUAAGUUAAAUCUUAUUUAACUUCUGUUUGAGGCAUUUACUUUGUCAUUCUAACUGGAGCAGAUUCCUAAAUCAAGACUUAGGACAUUUGCUGAUUAACGUUAUUUAAACUAGGAAGUAGGCAUAUCAAAUUGAGAAAAUAUUGGACAACAAAAACCCAUGCCAUGUUACAUGGACCAUGAAUAAAUCUUGGCGGAAACUGAGGAUUUAGGGAGCUGUUCUCUGUCCAUAAUUUACCAAUGGUUUUGUGCUUUGUAGCAUCAUAUUUAAGGUACAGUAUUUGGAAAACAUGCUAUAAAUGGUAGUAUGUUUUCACAAUAACCCCCUCCCAAUUAUUUAAUACUAGAACUGAGCUACUCAUCACAUCAUAUUUUCUUAUGAAAAUAUUCUACACUGUAGCCAGCUUAGAUGGCAGAACAUGUUUGUCCCUUACCCCGGCCUUCCUUUACAUGAGUAGUAGACUAGGGACUCUUUUACCCAUUACCUCUUGGUUACAUACCUCUGCCCAGGGAAGCUGGGGGUCAGCUAUCCAGGGGAAAACCAGGUGAGCCCCCCUAUGUCCACCAGUUGCCCUGUGGUCAGGGCAGGGGGGCUGAAGAGAAUGGGAUAAACCAUCUCAGUCAUUUGGAGAAGAUUCUUUUAAAAGACCAAAGUUAGAUAACUUUGGUAAUGUCUCAUCUUCUCAGAGUUGUUCUUUUUCCCUGAUAGUCUCUUUAUUCUCUUCAAAAUGCCUGCACAUGGCCUGGUCAGGCUGGGUGCUGGCCGUCUGUGGUCACAUCUGCAGCACCCCCAUCUCCAUAUUAGCAGCGUUAGGGUUAAAAAAGGUAGCUGCAAUUUCUGCACUUAGUACUCAUUCUAGAAAAAGAUCAUUCAAGAAGUAAUGUGUCACUUAUUUCUUUGGAGAUCCUAGAACAGAUUGUAAUUGUUGCAGAACUCACCACCCUUAGAACUAGUAUUUAUUUGCCACAUAGCAGCAUUUCUCAAAGAAUGUCCCUUAGAACAUCAGUUCCUUAGGAUACAAAGAGAUGUCAUAAUAAAAAGGGCCAAAUGUACAGAGUUAAACGGGUAUAUUUGUUGACGGUACAUGUGCUGGGAAGGGAGGGUAAGGAGAGGGCACCAAAUUUCCACUUGCUUGACUGCAACUCUAUGUUAGGGAGUCUCCCUCCUGACUGUAACACAUCCUUCACACGCUCCCUAUUGACAUUUGCACCAAAACCUCAACUUGUCAUACUGCUCUUAAAAAAUAGGCAUUGAAUGUUAAUUGAAUCUUUUUCUGAGAACUGGAAAAUCAUUUCGAUUUUAACCUUUAAUGUGGGAAAAAUUUUAACUACGCUAACAAUUUUACCUGCCUCUGUGAGUUGUUCGUCACUUGGAUGUCUGCUUGGGAACCACCUGUUGUCGUUCAUCACAGAUAGGGGGGCAGCCCUGUCAGUUUGCACUGCCCCAUAUCUAACCUGUUACAUCCCUGACCUGGAAAGUAAAUUAAAAAAAAAAAAUACCAACUUGUUUUCUUAUGAUUUGCCAUUAUAGAGGGGGAUUGAUAGUUAAACUCUUUUUUUUUUUUAAAGAUUCAUUUAUUUAUUUAUGCAAGCACUGGGUACAGUCAGA
Messenger RNA from Talpa occidentalis (Iberian mole), 7015 nucleotides. RefSeq names its product phosphatidylinositol glycan anchor biosynthesis class N (gene PIGN). The coding region runs from base 758 to 3556 and encodes 932 amino acids. Gene Ontology annotation, cellular component: endoplasmic reticulum membrane. The record is from RefSeq and is a predicted model, not a curated record. Gene Ontology annotation, biological process: GPI anchor biosynthetic process. Gene Ontology annotation, molecular function: mannose-ethanolamine phosphotransferase activity. Lineage: Eukaryota; Metazoa; Chordata; Mammalia; Eulipotyphla; Talpidae. The transcript has 30 exons.